AUGAUGCCGCGGCACGAUGCGCGACGACGGGCGAGGCGGCGGAAGGCUGCUGCAGCGUUCUCCGUGGCAUGGGCGCUGGGAGCAGGCCAUUUGGGCUUUCCUGAGCGCGCCGUGACUUCGGCGACGUCGACCGGAGCUGGGAGAGUCUUCCCGGAAGCCGGUCGACCUGAUGCGCAUCUCCAAGUCCCAGCGCUGCUCUGUCGCGCGACAGGUGGAAAUGAUGGCCGUGCUGUGCUCGCCAGCAGACUGGUGACUUCGAGCCCUCGUUUCCCACUGCGGCGCCUGCCGACAAGAUCUCGAAGAUGUUCCCGCUCGGUCUUCGGUGAAGGCGCCGGUCCUGCUGAGUUUGCUGCCGGCUCUCUUGCAGCCGCCGUAGCAGGUUGGUCCGUCUACGACUGGGCCUUGCGACGGUCGCUUCAGAAGCCGUAUCUGGAGAUGCGGGUGGUGGACGCGGCCGUGAACGGCAAGGAGGAAGACCUCGCGGAUCGGAUCACUGAGCUUCUGGAAGCAGCUCCGUCAUCGGCCGCCGAGGACUCCGUGGCUGUUUGGGAGCGCUUGCGUGGCGCAGACGCGACGGGGACCGGCCCCUAUGCGUUCGAAAGCGAGUCGCUGAGGUGCAAAGAAGAGGCUUCCGGAUGGGUUGUCGAAGGGAAAGCGGCUGGCGAGCCCCUUGCGAAGCUGCUGACGAGGCGCUGGCCAGAAAGCGGAGGAGUGGUCAGUGACACUGCUUCGCGGCUGGACUGGGAGCGGGUGAUUCGCGAGGCCUCUUCACCCGUCAAUCCAGAGACGAUCCGUGGCUCCUCCUGGACCUUCGAAUUUCGAUCCUACACGAACGAAGAGGAGCUUGGGGCCAUGCUCGCAGCACGUGGAGGACUUCAAGGCCUGCUGUUCCGUGCCAGGGACCGCACUACCCUUGAGGUGUCUGACGAUGGCUCGGCGAUUCUGGAGGACAACUUCUUGCUGCUCGGCGGCGCCUUCACAGCCAGGAUUCGGUGGCGUGGAUCUUUGGCCUCGGAAGGAGGAGUUCCGCGCCUGCAGUGGACAUCGUCCGAGGCAGCGAUCUUCUUCGCAGUUUUCCCGGUGCCCUAUGUGGUGAACCGGCCCUCUGCUGCGGAGCGACUGCGUAAGGAUCCCUGGGAGCUGCAGGCAAUGCUGACUGCACCUGUCGAUGGUCAAGAGCGCAAUUUGAUGGUCAUGAAACGGCUGGGGCAGGGUUGCCUCGUUUUCAUGGAGGACAACAGCAGCCGCGCGAAAGGAUAA
Molecule: messenger RNA, 1260 nt
Organism: Symbiodinium sp. CCMP2456
Lineage: Eukaryota; Dinophyceae; Suessiales; Symbiodiniaceae
Source: the annotation of a GenBank genome assembly